Messenger RNA from Labeo rohita (rohu), 1472 nucleotides. RefSeq lists its product as uncharacterized. The record is from RefSeq and is a predicted model, not a curated record. Bases 179 to 826 code for a protein of 215 amino acids. NCBI's taxonomy places the organism in Eukaryota, Metazoa, Chordata, Actinopteri, Cypriniformes, Cyprinidae. The transcript is spliced from 8 exons.
GUGUGAUUAAACUUCUUUUUGUGUCAGUAAGAAACAGGAAGGAAAUACAAUCAUCUGGGAGUCUGCAGCAGCUUCUAAAACAGACCACAGAAACAACAACUAAUAUCUGAGAACAACAGCAACAGGUCGAUCAGCUCUGUGUCUUUCAUUGUAUGUGAAUUUACACAAAGUGAAGAUCAUGAACUCCAGACUCUCAGCGCUGAUCCUGCUGCUGCUCAUUCCAGGCUUUGUAACACUGGACCAGCUCUCUGUGACCUGUAAUCAAAAGAGUAUUUGUGCUGUGAAGGGGACAGAAGUGACACUGAAGUGCUUUUACUCCAACAUCAACAUCAAAACUGUGUUCUGGUUCAGUGAGAAACAAAAUACAAACUGGAGAAAAAACAAUGAACCUGAAGAUUUGACUUUAGACUCAGACUACUCAGGACGAGUGAAACAUCAGAUCUCAAGCAGCUCUUCAACACUCACAAUAUCAGACGUGAGAGAGAGAGACUCUGGAGAAUAUCAGCUCAUGUUCAUCAUGAAUGAUGGAGUUAAACAUCUCAGCUCAGCAGCCGUCAGUCUAACAGUCACAGACCUGCAGGUGAAGAUGAAUCCUGUGUCUACAGACCCGACAGAUAAGAGAACAAAACUGACCUGUGACACUUCCUGCACUUCUGGAGUUUGGUAUUACUGGAUGAAGGAUGGACAGCAUUUCACAUAUACACAGUCCCCAACAUAUUUGUAUCACACAGUAGAAAUGCUGGCAGCUUUUCCUGUUCUCUUUAUUCAGACCAUAGACAUCCUUCCUCUUCUGUGUGUGUUUCUCAGAGUGUCUGCUGGGAUGUGACUUACACCUCUACAAGAGUCUGUGCUUUGGUGAACUCAACAGUAGACAUUUCCUGCACAUACUCACAUCCCUCUGAUCAUACUGUAAAUAAAACAUUCUGGCAUUACGGUCCAUCUUGGGACUUCAAGGAUCUGCGUGAGGAGCAUCAGUUUGCUGGUCGUGUGGAGUAUGUGGGGAACAAACUGAGAAUCAAAGAUCUCAAGAUCAGCGACUCUGGAGAAUAUCAAUUCAGGAUCAUCACUGACUUAGACCAAUACUCUGGAUCACCUGGAGUCAUUCUUACUGUUACAGGUACACAGAUAAACAGCAGCACAUCUGUUGUAUCAGAGAAAGAUAAAGUGAUUUUAAGCUGUUCAACUAAUUGCACUUUGAAAGACAAACAUACUUACAUCUGGUACAAGAACGGACGACAGGUAACAGAUGGAUUCACUAAAGUCAACAAGCUGUACCUGGACUCAGUCAGCAAUGAAGAGCUUCAACAGUAUUCCUGUGCUGUAGGAGAUCCAGUGAACAGCACAGUGUUCAGCCAUUAUACAGUCACUCUGCUGCUGUUUUUACCUCAGUUUCUCAUAAUAGCAGCUCUGUGGAUGUGGUUUUUCUUCAAAAUGCAUCUUAUUUCAAAACCAAACUGAAAACAAAAGUGAAG